UCGAGUCUUUACUGUCUCCUUUUCUCAUUGCAGGACCGCAACACUUUCCAUCGCUUUGACAAAUUCAACGCCAAAUACAACCCCAUUGGGGAGUCCAUCCUGAGAGAGAUCUUCAUCAAGACAGACAACCACGUACAGGGGAAAUACUUUGGACACAUCGUCAAGGAGGUGAUGGCUGACCUGGAGGAGAGUAAAUACCAGAACGUGGAGCUGCGUCUGUCCAUCUGCGGCCGCUGCAGAGACGAAUGGGACAAGCUGGCCCAGUGGGCCGUCAAACACGAUGUCUACUCUAACAAUGUACGCUGGCUGGUGCAGGUCCCACGACUCUUUGAUGUGUACCACACCAAGAAGCAGCUGUGUAACUUCCAGGAGCUGCUGGAUAACAUCUUCAUGCCUCUGUUCGAGGUCACCAUCGACCCCGCCAGGCACCGUGAGCUGCACCUCUUCCUACAACAUGUGGUGGGCCUCGACAGUGUGGACGACGAGUCUAAACCAGAGCAACACUGCUUCAACAUGGAGAGUCCUCCGCCAGUCAACUGGACUGUGGAAGACAACCCUCCUUAUGCCUACUACCUGUACUAUAUGUACGCUAACAUGACCGUGCUCAACCACCUGCGCAGGCAGAGAGGUUUCAACACCUUGGUGCUGCGUCCUCACUGUGGGGAGGCGGGGCCUAUCCAUCACCUGGUGUCGGGUUUCAUGCUGUCAGAGAACAUUUCCCAUGGACUGCUGCUCAGGAAGGCCCCUGUGCUGCAGUACCUGUACUACCUGGCUCAGAUCGGUAUCGCCAUGUCUCCUCUCAGCAACAACAGCCUGUUCCUCAGCUACCACCGUAACCCUCUGCCUGAAUAUCUGUCCAGAGGACUCAUGGUGUCACUGUCCACUGACGACCCUCUACAGUUCCACUUCACUAAGGAGCCCCUGAUGGAGGAGUACAGCAUCGCUGCUCAGGUGUGGAAGCUCAGCUCCUGUGACAUGUGUGAGCUGGCCAGGAACAGUGUUCUGAUGAGCGGUUUCUCCCAUAAGGUGAAGAGUUACUGGCUGGGCCCUCACUACAUCAAGGAGGGCCAGGAGGGCAACGACAUCCGACGCACCAACGUCCCCGACAUCCGCGUGGAGUACCGCUAUGAGACCAUGUGUGAAGAGCUUAACCUCAUCACCCAGGCCAUCCACACAGAGGAGCUGGCCAUCCACACAGAGGAGCUGGCCAUCCACACAGAGGAGCUGGAGGCCAUCCACACAGAGGAGUUGCAGGCCAUCCACACAGAGGAGGGAUCGCUAUGUAGGGGGCCUGUUUAAGGGGAGAGAGGAGGAGAGGAGGCUGUGUAAGGGGCCUGUUUAAGGGGAGAGAGUAGGAAGAAGGAGGAGUAAUAGGAAGAAGGAGGAGGAGUAACAGGGUAGAGGGCAACCUUCGUAUGGGGCCUGUGUAGGAAGAGGAGGUACGAGGAGCAGGGAGGAGGGGGAGGAGAAGGUGGAGGAGGAGCAGGAGGGAGCAGGGAA
Molecule: messenger RNA, 1500 nt
Organism: Oncorhynchus nerka (sockeye salmon)
Lineage: Eukaryota; Metazoa; Chordata; Actinopteri; Salmoniformes; Salmonidae
Product: AMP deaminase 2-like
Exons: 8
Biological process (GO): IMP salvage; AMP metabolic process
Cellular component (GO): cytosol
Molecular function (GO): AMP deaminase activity
Source: RefSeq, a predicted model, not a curated record